Molecule: messenger RNA, 1287 nt
Organism: Striga hermonthica
Lineage: Eukaryota; Viridiplantae; Streptophyta; Magnoliopsida; Lamiales; Orobanchaceae
Source: the annotation of a GenBank genome assembly
AUGGCCAGGAAACGAAAAACCCGCGCUACAGAAGCUCCCGAGGAGCCUGAACUUGUACAGAAAACUGAGCCCGAACCCCAGUCGGAGCCCGAACAUCCCCAACCCGAUGGAACCAUGGAAGACGAAGGCCCGGAAGCGGAAGAUGAAGCGGCCAAGGAAGAAGAAAAAGAGCUGGAAGUUGAGAGAGACGGCGAAGAGGAGCAACCGGACAUGCCGGAGGAUAAAAACGAAGCCGUUGUCGACCAGAUGGUGAACGGGCUAGCUAGUGAAAUUACUGAAAAGCCCUCCGAGAACACCGUUUCGGAGGACGGCCAAGGACAGAAGGAGGUGGAGGAAUUGGAAUUGGAGGAGGAGCCUAUGGAGAAGCUUCUCGAGCCCUUUUCCAAGGACCAGCUGACUCUUCUGAUCAAAGAAGCGGUGGCCAAACACCCGGAUCAGCCUCAGAAGGUAAUCGAUGGUCGAUUGGCUUCAUGCCAGCUGGCAUCCGCCGGGCCCAUUCAAGGCUCAGCUCCAGCUUCCAUGGCUGCUGUAUCAGGCCCGCCCGUGUCUGAGUACACCCAGAGGAAGAUUUACGUGAGCAACGUGUCGGCCGAGAUCGAUCCUAGUAAGCUUCUGGAGUUCUUCUCCAAAUUCGGGGAGAUUGAGGAAGGGCCUCUUGGUUUGGACAAACAGACUGGGAAACCCAGAGGGUUCUGCCUGUUUGUUUAUAAGAAUCUCGAGAGCGCAAGAAAAGCUCUGGAGGACCCAUAUAAGAAUUUUGAGGGACAUUCUCUUCAUUGCCAGAGGGCGGUGGAUGGCCCCAAACACAGUAAGGGAAGUAACUCAAACCAGCAUUUUGGUCAGCCUUAUAAGCAGCAACAUUACCAAGGCCAUCAGGGGUAUUAUGGUCAUUCCUCAAAGAAGGGGAAAUAUGGUGGGAGCGGUGGUGGAGGUCAUGCGGGGGGACACUUGAUGGCCCCCAGUGGAGGACAACCGGGUAUUCCAGCUGCGGGUUUUAAUCAAGCAGUUGCUCCUGAGGCUAUUGGGCAGGCUGUAGCAGCUUUGUUGGCCACUCAAGGGGCGGGUUUGGGUUUUGGAAAUUUGCUCGGAGGGAUUGGAGCAGGAGUCAAUCCACAGGGAGCCCCGCUACCUAUGAUGAACAAUGCUGGUUAUGGAGGCCAGACUGGUGCUGGUGGCUAUGGGGGUCAACCUGGCAUGCAGGGAGGUUAUGGUGGCCAACAGCAGAUGGGUCAAGGUGGCUUCAGGCCGCAUCAGGGUGGUGCACCCUAUAUGGGCCACGGUCACUAG